UCUGAAUUCUCAUGGCUGCAUCGAAAGUUCUAGACCGGGACACCCUUAAUUACAUACAUGAAAAGUUAUAUGCACCAAGAAUUAAAAAGAAGGAGGACAAGAAUUUUGUUCCUCGGCAAUACUCCUCCAUUAAGAAGCUAAUUCCUGUUGUUCUUGAUCUUAUUCAAGUCGAUUACAGCACCUGGUCUGCUCUUUUCCGCAAUGCUGCUCGGGAUCAUAAUCUUCUCCAUCAUAUCGAUCCAACCAUUCGUGCUCCAUCACUUGCUGAUAACACUAUAGUCACUAGACGUGUUGACGAUGAUGACACCUUUCUUUGGCGUCGACAAGAUGCACUUCUUCUUACGUGGAUUUAUGCCACUAUCUCCCCCUAUUUACUUGCCCGAAUAAAAUUGCAUCGUAUUACUAAUGCUAUGGAUGCUUGGGCACGUCUCCGAGAUGUCUGUCAGGAAUAUAAAACAUAUGUGAGUAUAAAGAAGAGAAGGCUGUUUCACAAGACUGAUCUCACUGAAGACUAUGAUCAUGGUGUUGAUUUGAUAAGCGGUUUACCUGAUGAUGUGCUGAUUUACGUGCUCAUCUUAACUGGUGAUAUGAAAACAGCAGGGAGAACCAGCAUUCUUUCCAAGAGGUGGAAACAUGUUUGGACUCACCUCAUGGAUCUAGAUUUCAGUAUCGAUCCUGAAACUAUUGCCUCUCUAAAAUUAGCAUCUUAUCCCCAACCUGAAAUGUACAAGUUUGCUGAAUAUCUAAAAUUAGCAUCUUAUCCCCAACCUGAAAUGGACAAGUUUGUUGAAUGGGUUAACCGCGUGAUGAGUGCAAACCGAGCUCCAUAUCUUGAUAGCCUCAGAAUACAUAUGCCCCUCAAUACUUGUUAUGGCUCUCAUAUUCACAAUUGGGUCCAAUAUGCCUUUGUCAAAGAGGUUCACCAUUUGGAACUCAACUUUGGACCUGAUUACGAAUAUCAUAACAAUUGUCCCAGAAUCAAUUUUUCCGACAUUUUUUCCACCAAUCCUGCCUUAAUUCUCAAUACUGCACUCAAAUCUCUUCACUUGGACACAGUGAUUAUAAAAGGACCUUUAAUCCAAUGGGUUUUAACUAAUUGUCUUAAUCUUCAACAUCUGUCGCUUCACAACUGGAGCAGUGAUGAUGAUGCUGCCUCUUCAGAACACUCCCGGAAACUUGCUGCCUCUUCAGAACACUCCCGGGAACUUGUUGUGUCAUCCCUUGGGCUGAAACACUUGGAGUUUUUUCAAAGCUUGUGGCCUCUUAAGUUCAGAAUUCUCCGUGUAUUUGCUCCAAAUCUUACUUCCUUUAUAUUUGGUGAGGCUGAUAUUGAUGUGGAAUAUCGUAGCAUUCCUUCACUUGUGGAUGCUACUUUUGUAGGGGCGUAUCUUCCUGAUUCGGAUACCCUAUCUGGCAUGGCUUCUCAGCUUGAAAAACUGUCGGUUAACUGGUACAAGCUCCGCUCUGCAUUUAGUGGAUUCCCAACUUUUGCUAAUCUUCAGCAAUUAGAGAUAGUUCUUUGGCAACAGGAUUAUGACCUUAUUCUAUCGACCUCCUUAAUAGAGGCGUGUCCCCUGUUGCACACAUUCAAGUUGAAGCUGAUGUAUCACGACCAGGCAAGACGAAUUUGGCCGUCCCAUACUCAGCAAAUUGUAGCCCCGGACAAUGCUCAAGAAAAUGCAAUACGUUGCCACGAGCAACUUAAGACUGUAGAGUAUCGUGGAUAUGCUGGAUGUGCGAUUGCUGCAGAGCUUGCCAUUUGCCUCGCUCAACAUGCUCCCAAUCUUCAGAGGUUUGUUUUUUAUACUCGUCGGCCUGAGACAAUAGAAAACCCACGCACAGUUUGUACGUCUGAAUAUGGGGAUCGAAUGACAACUAAGAGGAGUGUCAUAAAGCAUCUUGUGAAACGAAUUCAAGGAACACAAAGUCGUGUUAAUGUGGCGAUUCUAUAACUGAUAAUGGGCGUUGGGGGCUGGUUAUUGUGGGAGCUCUGGUUUACUCUGCUUAGCUUAACCUAAGUGUUUUUUCAUAUAUUAUAAGUUCAACUAGCAAUUUACUUAAGAUUUGAUUAU
Molecule: messenger RNA, 2072 nt
Organism: Daucus carota subsp. sativus
Lineage: Eukaryota; Viridiplantae; Streptophyta; Magnoliopsida; Apiales; Apiaceae
Product: putative F-box/FBD/LRR-repeat protein At5g62970
Exons: 3
Coding region: 12-1952 (646 amino acids)
Molecular function (GO): protein binding
Source: RefSeq, a predicted model, not a curated record